AUGGCCGUCAUUUCAGCAGUCUUGAACUCAAUAUGGUCAUCACUGCCAAUAUUGACUGUCACUCUUAUUCUACUAUAUUUCAUCCACAAUUAUUUCAAAGCCGGGCUGGUCUGUAUUCCUGGACCAUUUCAAGCCGAGAUCACACAUCUGUGGAGGUUCAUCGAUGUUGCCAAUGGCCACGCGGAAGCUACACUCUACGACCUCCAUCAAAAGCAUGGCGAUUAUGUCCGACUAGGGCCCAAUGUGGUCAGCGUACGCAACUUAGAUGCUCUGAAAACGAUAUAUGGUAUCAACAAGGGGUACCGGAAAGUGUGUGCUGAUUUCUAUCGUGUUCAACAGCAACUCGCUCACGGGAAGCCGACUCCGACGUUAUUUACCACGACCGACGAGGAUUUUCACGCAGCUAUCAAGAGACCUAUCUCAUCGGCAUAUUCCAUGAGCAACUUGACUGAAUUUGAGCCUUUUGUCGAUAAGACCAUUCAUACUCUGUUUGGGAAACUAGACGAGUUUGUGGCCGAUGCCCAAGUCUGCGACAUUUCUGCUUGGCUACAGUACUAUGCAUUCGAUGUGAUCGGCGAACUGACAUUCGGUAAGUCCCUCGGGUUUCUCGAGAAAGGCGGCGAUAUCGAUGGCAUUAUCGUCGCGUUGGAGCAUAUGCUGGACUAUUCCGGAAAGAUCGGGCAAAUGCCAUGGCUCGACUAUGUUUUUAUCAAGAACCCUCUUAGGAAGUUCUUCGGGGGAAGGCCAACUGGGGCCGUCGCUCGGUUUGCUCGCGCACGGCUGCAUGAGCGUUUGAAUCAGAAAGACACAGUAGAUUGCACCCACAAAGACUUUCUCGCCCGUUUUUUGGAGGCUAAGAAUGAAUACCCAAACAUUGUGAAUGACAACCAGGUUUUCUCAUAUACGGUCAGCAAUAUGAAUGCUGGCUCUGACACCACCGCAAUAUCGCUCCGAGCGAUCAUCUAUCACACCCUGAAGAAUCCUCGUGUUGCUGAAAUACUACAACAAGAGUUAUCGGUCGCCAUAGAUGAAGGUCGGAUAUCUAUCCCAGUAUCAUGGAGGCAAAGUCAAGAACAACUCCCGUACCUCGACGCAGUCAUCAAAGAAGCCCUCCGGCUCCAUCCAGCCGUGGGACUGAUGCUUGAACGAGUUGUACCGGCCGAGGGACUUCAUCUCCCCAACGGAGGCCCGUUCCUACCAGCUAGCACGAUUGUCGGUGCUAAUCCGUGGAUCAUACAUCGGCAUCCAAUUUUCGGGGACGAUGUAGAAUCGUUUGUGCCAGAGCGCUGGCUCAAGAAGAAGACCGAGACCGAUUCUGACUUCCAAAUCAGAAAACAGACGAUGCAACGCGCAACAUUCACUUUCGGGUCUGGACCGAGGACUUGCAUUGGGAAGAACAUCAGUCUGCUGGAGAUAUAUAAGCUGAUCCCGUCUCUACUCCUGCGAUACAAGAUUGAGCUUAGCGACCCUACCUCGGAGUGGGAAACCGUCAAUGCAUGGUUUGUCAGGCAAAGAAACAUCAAGGUGAGACUGAUGAGUUCACAUUCAUGGAGCUAA
Molecule: messenger RNA, 1557 nt
Organism: Penicillium olsonii
Lineage: Eukaryota; Fungi; Ascomycota; Eurotiomycetes; Eurotiales; Aspergillaceae
Source: the annotation of a GenBank genome assembly